This is a messenger RNA of Linnemannia hyalina, 1278 nucleotides long. Lineage: Eukaryota; Fungi; Mortierellomycota; Mortierellomycetes; Mortierellales; Mortierellaceae. The record is from the annotation of a GenBank genome assembly.
AUGAACGCGCUGGUCAGCUACGCGAGCGACUCGGACUCGGACUCUGACUCGGGAGACCUGCACCCUACCACCGCCACCAUCACCGCUACCGAUGUACAAAAGACAGCUCCUUCGACCACUGUGUCCACACCUACAGCAGCAACAGCCUCGUCGUCAGCAGCACCGUCGAAACACCAUACGCCCGAGGGUACCCCGGGAAUUCAGACGCCCGAUCUCCAAGAAGGAAUUGAUAUCCAGCAAGAGAUUCGGGAACAGCAGGAGCAGCCAGGCGGCGAGGAGGAUGAUGAUGAUUUCGUAUCGGCGGCUUUGAAGGAUCUCCAGUCCUUUGCGGCCUCUGUCGAUGACUCUACAACUACCCCGCGACAGGAUGAUGAUACAGCAAUGCCGGUAUCCCCAGCGCAAGUAGAGGGAUCGCCUUCGGACACUACUAUCACCACAGUCUCUGGUACCCAACCUUCACAAGAUUUAAAUCAGCCCGAUGCGACAGACAUGGAUGUCGAUCAAGCUGGCACGGCAAUACCAACAGCAACAGCAGCAGCAACCACGGCGACCACGGUGCCUCCUCAGCCACCAUCGCCCAUCGAGUUAACGACAGAUCAGCAAAUCAUAUUCGAUACCUUCCUCCAAGAAAUCAACGCCAUCCCUCUCCUCCCUUUACCAUCCACCAAUCAACCACCUCUCCCUCCUCUUCCUCCUGGGGUAUCACCAUCAAUCUCAACAGGAUCAUUAUCAUUAACCUCAACAGCACUACUGGACGGCGACGACCACUGGAUCCAGGCACAAACCCCACAAACAAUCUACAGCAGGAUCCAUCAACUUUCGACACUUCCCCAGACAGACAGGUUUAAUCCAAAGGAAGUCGAGAACCGGCUGAUUGAGUUUGCGAUCCGGCUUUUGGAUUGGGAGCAAGGAGGGCUUAAACCGGUUUAUUUCUUGGGCGAGGAACGGGCUACCAGGGAACUAGAGUCUCGUCGUAGGGACGAGGAAAGGUCCGGAGAGAGUGGUAUUGACGAUGAGGUGGACCUUCAAGCGGGAUCGCCAUUACCACGGUAUAGUGGCGUUGUAGGCGAGAUGAUCGAGUUUAUGCACACCGUCGAGAAGAUUGCCCCGCCGGAUGACCAUUGGACAGUUGUUUGGAGUCGGAAGGAACUGAGCUAUGGGUUCUUUCAUCCCGCAACAGGGACAAAGUUAGAGGAGUCUCCGUCCACAGAACUACGGAAUCGCCUCAAUCCGCCUUCGACUACUUCAGGAACAACGACUCCAACCAUCGCCACUUGA